Nicotiana tabacum (common tobacco) is the source of this 3561-nucleotide messenger RNA. Lineage: Eukaryota; Viridiplantae; Streptophyta; Magnoliopsida; Solanales; Solanaceae. The record is from RefSeq and is a predicted model, not a curated record.
AUGGAGCCCAAGCAGAAGAAGAGAUUUAUUCAGAAGUAUAGAAGGAGAUUGGGAAUGGAAGCAGCUAUUUUAAAUGUUAAUGGAAAGAUUUGGUUGUUCAUUGAUGCUAUGGUGGAAUGGGAUCUAUUAAUUGACACUGAACAAAUGCUAACAAUCAGAGUGUAUCAUAGGGAACUUGGUAAGUAUAUUAUGAUGACUUUUGUCUAUGCUAAAUGUUGUGCAUUAGAAAGAUUAGAAUUGUGGGACAAUUUGUAUUAUUUGGCUAGUGACAUGGAGUUGCCCUGGCUAGUUGGAGGGGAUUUCAAUGUAGUUCUUGGAGAAGAGGAGAAGAUAGGGGGGCUGCCAGUGUAUCCACCAGAGUAUGAGGACUUUGCCUUUUGUGUUAACUCAUGUGGGCUUUUUGAUUUGGGGUAUAAAGGGAGUCCCUUUACUUGGUGGAAUGGGAGGUCUAAUGAAGAAUGUAUUUUCAAAAGAUUAGAUAGGAUCCUUGUAAAUAUGCCUUUCCAAUCACUGUUUCCCACAAUUGAAGUAGAACAUCUCAUCAGGACAGGUUCGGAUCACGCACCUUUACUAAUGAGUUGUGGAGAGGAAGCCAUGAAGUUUGUCAAGCCUUUUAAAUUUCUGAAUUUCUGGACAAAACAUGAAUCGUUCAUGGAGGUGGUGAAGCAGAAUUGGGUUGCUGACUUUAUGGGAGAUCCGUUCCUGAUGCUCAAGCAGAAGUUGAAGAGGGUCAAGAUUGUUCUAUCAAAAUGGAGCAAACUAACCUAUGGUGACAUUUUUAAACAAUUAGCCAUCAGGGAGGACAUAGUGAGAGUUAAGGAGAUGUUGUUCGAGGAAGACCCUUCAUCACAGAAUAGGGUAGUUCUCCAACAGGCCCAAGCUGAACUUAAAAAGUACCUGAGCAUAGAGGAGCAGUACUGGAAACAAAAAGCAGGGAUGGCAUGGUUUGAAGAAGGGGAUAGAAAUACAAGAUUUUUUCACAAUUGUGUCAAUGGGAAGAGGCAAAAGUUAAAGCUGAAAAGAAUUCAAAAUGGUGAUGGUUCUUGGAUUGAAGAUCAAGAAAAAUUAUCUGAGGCUGCAGUGGAAUUUUUUCAGAAACAAUUUACCAUGGAAGGAGAUCCGGCAAGCUUUGAUAUACUGAACAACGUACCUUCAAUGGUAUCAAUGGAGCAGAACUUGGAAUUAUGCAGAUUACCAACUAUGGAGGAGGUGAAGAAUGCAGUCUUUGCUCUUAGUAGUGAGAGUGCAAGUGGCCCAGAUGGUUUUUCAGGCCUAUUCUUUCAAGCAUGUUUGGAGAUCGUCAUGGAAGAUAUUCAUGCAUUGGAGAUUGUCACUGACAUAAGACUAAGAGGGAAGCCUGCUAAUGUAGUAAUCAAGUUAGACAUGGCAAAGGCGUAUGAUACAGUGUCAUGGAAAUAUUUGUUGCAUGUUUUGAGAAGAAUGGGGGGGGUGAAGCAAGGAGAUCCUCUUUCACCAGCACUAUUUAUCUUAUCAGCAGAAGUGUUAUCAAGAACGUUGAAUAGGUUGUGGGAAGAUAGGAAGUUUAGAGGAUUUGGCAUGCCUAAAUGGUCAGAUCCGUUGAACCAUUUAGCCUAUGCAGAUGAUACUAUUAUAUUCGCAUCAGCGGAUCCCUAUUCUCUUCGGAGGAUAAUUGAUGUAUUGACACUGUAUGAAAACACAUCAGGGCAGAUGAUCAACAAGACCAAGAGCUCCUUUUAUAUGCACUCUAAGGUGGCUAGAGCUUUGGUAGAGUCCGUAUCUGCCAUUACGGGUUUUUCAAAAGGAAGCUUCACAUUCACAUACCUUGGUUGCCCUAUCUUUUACACAAGAGGAAGGAAGAAUUAUUAUAAUGACUUGAUUCAGAAGGUUAAGGCUAAGUUGCACUCAUGGAAAGGCAAAUUACUAUCCUAUGGAGGCAAAGCCACGUUGAUUUCCAAUGUGUUACAAAGUAUACCUACACAUAUCUUAUCGGUGUUGGAUCCUCCUGAUAAUGUGUUGGUACAUCUCCAUAAGAUAUUUGCAAGAUUUUUCUGGAGAAAUAAGGAAGAGGGGAGAAGUAGACAUUGGACAAAAUGGAUGAACCUAUGUCUUCCUAAGGAGGAGGGAGGAAUAGGUUUUAGAUCCUUGUUUGAUGUGUCCAAGGCAUUAUUUGCAAAACUAUGGUGGAGGUUCAGAACAUCAAAACCCCUGUGGGCCAAUUUUAUGUGGAACACGUAUUGCAAGAAAGAAUUACCUACGGUAGUUCAGUUUAGAGAAGGCUCUCAUGUGUGGAGGAAAAUGCUAGAAGCUAGGGAAGAAGUGGAGCAUGAAAUUCUGUGGGAGAUGAAUAGGGGUUCCACCAAUGUAUGGCAUGAAAAUUGGACUGGUUUAGGAGCAUUGUAUCAUGUGUUGCCCCCAGAUUUUCCUAUUGAUGAAGAACUGCAGGAAGUGUCGGAUUUGAGAACUGGAGAUCAAUGGAAUGAUGAGGUGCUGAGUCAAAGUUUUCCUGAAGACAUUGCUGACCAUAUUAGACAAGAGGUACCUUUUUAUAAUGGAGAUGACUACUGGGAUACUCCUAAGUGGAUGCCCUCAUCAUCAGGUAAAUUUUCUGUAAGUAGUGCAUGGAGAAUAAUGAGGCACAGGGAACCUGUCAAUCCUGAAUUUGCAAAGCUAUGGACCAAAGGGUUACCUUUCAAAAUAUCGUUCUUCUUAUGGAGAGUGUGGAGAGGAAAGGCUGCAGGAUUGAUGACUACUAUGGUACAGGUGCACCAGGUUAUAAGGAUAUGGUGGAAUGCAAAAUGCUGCCCAAAGCUAAGACCUAUAUUUCAGGCAGCUCCUGCAGUAAUUCUAUGGGAAAUCUGGAAGAGAAGGAACACUAGAAAACAUGGUGGAUCAGUGUCCUGUAGUAGAGUCAUACAUGAGGUGAAUAAGGCGUUGUAUUAUUUGGCGAAGGUGAGGUAUCCGUGGCUCCAAAGGAUUCCAAUGCUUUGGCCAGAAAUGAUACGAUUUUUUGAGAAUUAUAAGCCAGUGGUAGUCACUCGACGAGUUACAUGGACAUUGCCAUAUGAAAAAUGGUACAAGUGCAAUACAGAUGGGGCAUCAAGAGGGAACCCGGGCCCAAGCUCGUAUGGAUUCUGUGUUAGAGAUGAUAGAGGGGAUUUGGUGUAUGCAAAAGCAAGGGAGAUAGGUGAGACAACAAACAUUGUAGCUGAAGCUAAAGGAAUUAUAGAGGGAUUGAUAUACUGCGUGGAACAACAGCUUCACCCAUUGAUCAUGGAGACGGAUUCAUUGGUGAUGAAGAAGAUAAUUGAUGAUGAAUGGGAGACACCAUGGUGUAUUGGAACGGAAGUAAGGAAGAUCAAGGAGAUAAAGGAGUCCUAUAAUGUACUAUUCCAGCAUGUGUAUAGGGAGGGCAACAAAGUGGCGGAUUUUUUAGCUAACCACGUGUUCUUUUUUGCAGGUACUGUCACAUUUCAGUCAUUCCAUGAGUUACUAUCGGAAGGAAAGGCUCUAAUUAAUAUGGACAAAGCUCAAAUACCUAACCUUAGAGUUAGGAUUGCCAAAAGAAGAGCACCAGACUAA